UUCACCUGUUCACGCCGCAGACUACGCUCGACUAUGUCUGCACUACUCGCUACUUGCCACUAGUCUACAGCGGGCAUAGCAUUUUGUAGACAAACUCGAUCUCGACGAGAAUCCCUCGUCAAGCAAUGUUUUUUUCUUGUUCCUUGUUUUACAUCCUGAGCUAAUGUUCUCAGCAGGAAAGCAAUGACUGGGUGAGUUCGUGUGUGAUGCUUGGGCCGUAGGGGCUCUUCGGGCAUGGCGACAGCACCUCGCCUGGGAGGUGCAUCGUGGCUAUCGUCCGCGUUGGAUGCUCUGGUGUUUUUCACUCUGGGUAUCGUGGCUAGCUACGGGGCCCUGACCGUGAGCCAGCAGUCCUCCCCGUCAGCGAAACGGGACGGCCACUGGCGGGCGGCAGUGAUUGCACAGUCGUUGUCAGUCGUACACAGGGCCGGGUUUCAGCAUGGCGAUAGCCGAGCUGCAGGCAGUGUCACAGAACAUCCCAGGUCCCAGGCCAUUACUACUAGUACUAGUAUCGGCACUAACACGGAGCUUCUCCUUCAGAAAGAGCUGGAGCAGCAGCGCUGGGCGGCGUAUAUGCGACUAGUAGAGUCACUGCAUCUGGACAUGUCCUUCAUCAAGUGCGGGGAGAUGCAUAAGCGAUACCAGAAAGAGCAUCAUAAAUUGAUGGAACGGUCAACAGGGCAGCCAACAACACUGCCACCAGCGCUACAAACAGAGCAGCAGCAGAAGCAACAGCGGCAGCAACACUCGGACCUGCAGCAACAGCAGCAACAGUUACCACGCCAACAACAACAACAACAACAACCGUGGUUGGUAGAGAAGCAAGUAGAGGGACAUGGUGCAGAGCAGCGGCAGCAGCAGCACGUGUCGCAGCAACCGCUCCAGCAACAAGUAGUCAAACGUGUGCCAAACCAAAGCAAGCCUCUUGGCCCGCAAAACCAGACAGGCCAGGAGCUCAAGCAGCGCUGGAAUGGGCAGGUACAACGGCUGCACACACUCCAUAACGAAUUGCAACAGCAACUGCAGCAGCGGCAGCAGCAGCAGCAAGGCAUGCAACAAAAUCGGGAACGAACUGAUCAACAGAGACGGCGGCAGAAGCAGCGCAAGGAUAUAAAAUUUCAACGACUGCAGAAGAGGCCUGAAAAAUACAGGACACCGCAACAGGCGCAGCAGAGGGCAGGAGAAGAGAAGGACUCCUGGCAGCAACAACAAGAACAGCAGCCGCAACAACUACUGAAGCAAGCACAAGGGCAGCUGCGACAAGAAGUGGAGCGACUGACGCGGCAUGCAGUUAAUCAGGUGCAGGAAAAUUUGCCGAGGCAACAGCAAACGCAACACACCCAGCAGCAGCAGCAACAGCAGCCGCGGCCAAAAAACCAGCCACAGCUGCCUAAGCCUUAUGCGGUCUCGCCCGUUGACGUACAGUCUGCGGCUCCCACAGACCGGUCAGAUGCCAUGCAGAAUUAUUUUGUGCCCGAGGAGAACGAUGGUGGUGCUCGUGUCAGACGCAGGAGACGACGAGCUCAGCAGCCAUCCGAGCGUCGUCAGACGCGCAUAGCCGUUGUUGUGCCGUAUCGCAACCGACAGGAACAGCUCAGUGCGUUUGCCCCGGCCCUUCGGGCAUUCCUCUCCCGUCAGGACGUCUUUGCUGAGAUCUUUGUAGUGGAGCAGCUUGGCAAAGCCAGCUUCAACCGAGGAGCUCUAAUCAACAUUGGAUUCCUGGAAGCCAACGCGCUUAGCGUGGAUCGCGAUACGUUUGAUUGUGUUGUUGUGCAUGAUAUCGAUCUGAUUCCGCUUGACCUUCGUAACCGGUAUGACUGCCUUCGUCCUGCUGUUGCUCGUGCUCAGGCUACAGGUUUGGAUGGUGGAACUGCCGCUGGUGCUGCUGCUGCAACUGCUACUGCUGUAACUGCUACUGCUGCUGCUGCUGCUGCUGCUGCUGCUCCUGCUGCUUCCGUUGGUGGUGGAGAUCAUAACAACAGUGGUAAGAAGUUUGUUGCUGCGGUUGCUCCUGGUACCAGCCAUGGUGCUGCUGCUGUUGCUCCUGUUGCUGGACUAGCUUCAGACGGCACUUUUCGUGCCCGAUAUAGCAAUGGCGUUUCUGCGAAAAGCGCCAUGCAUAAUAGCGUGGAUGGUGCCGAUGCUCCGGGACUUUCCCCACGUAACCCAGCAUCGUCAUCAUCGUUACCGGUGGUGGCUCCUGCCUCACGACUAAGUGACCUGCCGCCGCAGCCCCAGCCUGCCGUGCAGCUGAGCUCGGCUAUCGACAAGAUGAAUUGGUCGCUGAUACCGGCCGCCGAUGGUGGUGUGAACAUGCUGGCGUCGUCGACGUUCCGCAAGGUCAACGGCUUCAGCAACCGCUUCUUCGGCUGGGGCGGAGAAGACAACGACCUCACGACGCGGCUGGGAGCCAAGAACGUGGUGAUGGCACGGCGCAAUACCGAGCACGGCUGCUACGCCAACCUCAAGUCCGGCCACUACGUGUCAGGGCAGGUGGCGGAGAAUCGCUUCGAUCUGCUGCGCAUCUCCAAUGAGCUGCUCGGCGAGGGCCUGACGACGGCCAAGUAUCGAGUGCUUGGGCGGCGUCGGUACCAACACGCCGGUUUCGUCAAGAUCAGCGUCGACAUCUGGCUGCACGAGCCAUCACUCCAGGAUGGCAUGCCCUGGCAGCAAGGUGAUUGACCCGUUCAAAUUCAGAAUGCCCAGUUCGACGUUAAUGAGCAUUGACCGGCUGUACUGUGGAAGGCCGGCACUGUGGAAGGCCGGUACUGUCAUUCUCUACGGGUCCCAGGUCCACCACCCCGGCCUGGGGGAAACUUCGGAGAGUGCUGUCUGUGGGCCAGGUUGCCUAGUAGUUGAUGCGUCUUCACAGUGAGGGCUGUGCAGUCAGAAUGCAGUCUAUUAAUUAUUCAGCACACAAUUCGAUCUGGUGCUGCCACCACCAUCACCACCAGCAGCAUCACGACUUUGCAGCCAAUGUACGUCUAAUAACAACAUGCCCCAGCUGCUGGCACACUGCAGCGUGAGCCAGUGACGGUGCGCCGGUAACUCCAGCCAGCCCAUUGCUACACGGUGAUGACAAGUGAGGCAUUACACAACUGCCAGUCAGUUUGCUCUACUGUUCCGACAGAGGACUUUCUUUGAUUUUGCCCCGAGCGGCCUAGCACAUUGCUCGCGACAAUGCUACGGUGCAGGACACACACAGAGGUGCGCUGUGAGGUGUGCCAUGCGACAACCUGUUGCUGCUGUUGCUGCUGCUGCUACUGCAGUUGCUGGUUAUACGGUGGUGCUGCUGCUGGUGGUGGUGGCAAGGCGCAUACCUGAUACAGUACUCUAGGCGUAGCUUGGCUAACGACAUGUAGCCGUCGCUGGCUGUUGCAGUCGGCCAUCGCCUUGCCCUUGCCAUGUGUGUGCCCUUGCCAUGUGUGUGCUCUUGCAGUGUCUGUUUCACCAUGCGCUUGAAGCAUCGAGCAAGCGGCGGGCAGAGUAUCAUCACGCCAUUGAAUGGCCAUGCUCCUCCAGUACAUUCACUAGUCAAUUUCCAUCAGCGUUGCCUUCAACGAUAAGUGUAAGUCAAUCUCUAUGAGCGCUGCCUUCGCUAUGCACUGCAAUGUUGCCUCUUUGCGUUGAUAUUUAAAAGACAUUCCUCACGUUGUCUCGUGUUACUACUAUCCUAUGCUAUACUCUGCCGUCGUACCCUAUCCAUACUGUUAUAUUCUAUCCUAUCCUAUCUGCUAUCCUAGCAUACUCUGCUAUCCUAUCUGCUAUCCUAGCAUAUGCUAUGCUCUGCUAUCCUAGCAUAUGCUAUCCUAGCAUAUGCUAUGCUCUGCUAUCCUAGCAUAUGCUAUGCUCUGCUAUCUAUUGGCUUCACACCAGUGUUUUAGGCACUAUCACUUCGAUUGUUAUGAUCACUUGUUGAGUUUAUUUUAUCACAAUAUUUUGCAGCGGCUUCACGUACUCACGGCAUGACAGUGAUGAAAGUGACCUGAAGAUCGAUUCUGGAAAACCUUCGACUUUGUUGAUACAUGGUGAUGACAGCAGAGUUAGUUCUAUUUAUUGCUCUAUUUUCCACUUGGUUCUUUUGCUUAGCCUUAAUCUUCUCGCCUCGGGCGUUCAUUUUGCUUCUCCCCUUUCGGUACAAAAAGGGCGAUUUUCACCAUCAGCA
Sycon ciliatum is the source of this 4165-nucleotide messenger RNA. RefSeq names its product G-box-binding factor-like. Lineage: Eukaryota; Metazoa; Porifera; Calcarea; Leucosolenida; Sycettidae. Gene Ontology annotation, biological process: carbohydrate metabolic process. Gene Ontology annotation, cellular component: Golgi apparatus. The record is from RefSeq and is a predicted model, not a curated record. Gene Ontology annotation, molecular function: galactosyltransferase activity. The transcript has a single exon. The coding region runs from base 235 to 2682 and encodes 815 amino acids.